ACAUCGCAGCCAGCUGACUGACCACGUGACUUUGCGGAAGUAAAAAAUAUCAACAACAUGAGCAGACCUUGAGCCGUGUCUUGCGAAAAUGUUGCGCUGUCUGGCUUUGUUGUUCAUUUUUGGCUGCGUGAACAAAGUGUUGUGUUCAUACGGGGCUCAGUCGGAAUCCGCCGCCCCGCAGGGAGCAGCGGGCUGCGGCUGCGACAAGCUGAAGAGAACCGCUGCUGUGGACGGUGCGGUGGAGCAGACAGCAUCCUUACACACAGACGCAGCUGUUAAAUACUCCAGAGGCGCGAAUGAGAGGCUGUCUGAGGCUCAGGAAAAUGAGAGGGAAUUACAAAGUCAGAUGGUGCUGAUUUCUGGAGGAGAGUUCCUGAUGGGAACAGACAACCCAGGCAUCCCUCCAGAUGGCGAGGGUCCUCAGAGGCCGGUCCAUUUGGACUCCUUCUACAUGGACAUCCAGGAAGUAACUAACCGACAGUUCCAGAGGUUCGUCAAGGCCACAGACUACGUUACUGAGGCAGAGAAAUUUGGAGACUCAUUUGUUUUCGAGGGAAUUUUGAGUGAGACUGUCAAAAGCCAAAUCACCCAAGCAGUGGCUGCUGCCCCCUGGUGGCUGCCAGUCAAAGGGGCCAACUGGAGGCACCCUGAGGGUCCAGACUCCAACAUCACAGACAAGCUGGACCAUCCUGUUCUACAUGUGUCCUGGGCAGAUGCUGUCGCCUACUGCUCCUGGGCUAACAAGAGACUUCCUACAGAGGCUGAAUGGGAGUACGCCUGCAGGGGGGGCCUGAAAGACAGACUUUACCCCUGGGGAAACCGGUUGAACCCAAAAGGACAACACUAUGCCAACCUCUGGCAGGGGGAUUUCCCCAACCAUAACUCUGGGGAAGAUGGAUACAUUAAAACCUCACCGGUGAUGUCCUUUCCCGCCAAUGGUUUUGGUCUAUAUGACAUGGUGGGGAAUGCAUGGGAGUGGACCUCAGACUGGUGGACUGUGCAUCACACCACAGAGCAGCAAGACAACCCAAAAGGUCCUCCUUCAGGCACAGACAAGGUGAAGAAGGGAGGGUCAUACAUGUGCCACAAGUCAUACUGUUACAGGUACCGAUGUGCGGCCCGAAGCCAGAACACUCCAGACAGCUCAGCCUCUAAUCUUGGUUUUCGCUGUGUCUCUCAGGAGCAACAAUGACCUGACUUACUUGACUGAAACACAGGGUCCCUUAAAUCAGCUGCUCCCUAACCCAGUGUUGGAUGCAGAGUAAACCCAUGAAAGCAGUAUUUAAAUUUGAUGGAUGUUUUUUUAUGUGCCAGCGCAUUACCACGCAUCUGAAGAUGAUUCAAUAAAAGACAGAGGGCCUCACAUGG
Molecule: messenger RNA, 1368 nt
Organism: Thunnus maccoyii (southern bluefin tuna)
Lineage: Eukaryota; Metazoa; Chordata; Actinopteri; Scombriformes; Scombridae
Gene: sumf1
Product: sulfatase modifying factor 1
Exons: 9
Coding region: 89-1192 (367 amino acids)
Cellular component (GO): endoplasmic reticulum
Source: RefSeq, a predicted model, not a curated record